AUGAAUAAGGAUUGGAUGCCGAAACCAAAUAAAGCUCAAUGGAAACGAAUUUCACAACGUUUUGAGUCUUUGUGGAACCUCUCAAAUUGUAUCGGUAGCUUAGAUGGUAAACAUAUUCGCAUCGAGAAACUUCCGAAUACUGGUUCGAGUAAUUUAAAUUACAAGGCCUAUCACUCAAUAGUGUUAUUAGGCUGCUGUGAUGCUGACGGCCUUUUUACUAUGAUAGAAACUGGAUAUGCUGGUAGGAACAGCGAUGGAGGGAUAUUUCGAGCUUCAGCAAUGAAAUAUUGGUUAACACGCAAAGAACUUGAUAUACCUUCACCUUCAAAGCUACAAUAUGACGAAAAUGACUGCGAAUUUCCUUAUUAUUUUGUGGGUGAUGAGGCAUAUUUCCAUUAUCGACAUAUUUGA
This is a messenger RNA of Acyrthosiphon pisum (pea aphid), 411 nucleotides long. RefSeq names its product putative nuclease HARBI1. The record is from RefSeq and is a predicted model, not a curated record. The transcript has a single exon. NCBI's taxonomy places the organism in Eukaryota, Metazoa, Arthropoda, Insecta, Hemiptera, Aphididae. The coding region runs from base 1 to 411 and encodes 136 amino acids.